UCAUUUAUGCAGUUGUAUCACAAUAAACGCCAAAAUGAAAAUUGUUUAUACCAUGCUUGUUGUUACUAAGCUACUAUUAUUAUUCUUGUUCAAAUUAUCCUCUGCUACUGAUACUAUUACACAAUCAGAAUCACUUUCUGAUGGAAGCACCUUGAUUUCUAAAGAUGGAACCUUUGAGUUGGGUUUCUUUAAUCCAGGUAACUCACCAAACCGUUAUGUUGGAAUUUGGUACAAAAAUAUUCAAGUUAAAACAGUUGUUUGGGUUGCGAAUCGUGAUAAUCCGAUCAAAGAUAAGUCGAGCAAGUUGAUCAUAAACAAACAAGGAAAUCUUGUUCUUCUCAAUAAUAGUGAUUCUCUUUUAUGGUCAACAAAUGCAACAAAGAAAACUUCAAGUCCAAUUGUGCAGCUCUUGAACAAUGGAAAUUUAGUUCUUCGAGACGAGAAAGACAAUGAAGGUGUUGAAGAAGAAGAAGACGGUUUCUUGUGGCAGAGUUUUGAUUAUCCUUGUGAUACAUUAUUACCAGGAAUGAAGUUGGGAUGGAACAAGAAAACCGGUAUUAAUAGACGUCUCACUGCAUGGAAAAAUUGGGAAGAUCCUUCUUCAGGUGAAUUUACUAAUUCAAUUAAACUUAACAAAAAUCCUGAAAUUGUAUUUUGGAAAGGUUCUGUUGAGUUUUAUAGAGCAGGACCUAUGAUUGGUAUUAUGAAUAGUGCUGUUAUGUCUAAAGGAGUUUUUGGGUUGAGGCCUAAUCCACUUUAUAAUUAUACAUUUGUAUAUAAUGAAGAUGAAGUUUAUUAUAUGUACAACCUUAAGAAUAGUUCUGUGAUUUCCAUAGUUGUUUUGAACCAAACGCUUUUGGUUCGUCAACGCCUCACUUGGAUUCCGGAAACUAAAACAUGGAAUCUUUACCAGAAUUUGCCACAAGACAGUUGUGAUGCUUAUAAUAUUUGUGGUGCAAACGCAAACUGUGUCAUUGGCGAAUCACCAAUUUGUGAGUGCUUAGAUGGGUUUACGCCAAAAUCACCCAAUCGGUGGAAUGCAAUGGACUGGUCACAAGGAUGUGUACGGAUUGGAAAUUGGACCUGUGGAGUCAAGAGUAGAGACGGUUUCCGUAGAGUUGCUAAAAUGAAGUCGCCAGAUACUACAAAUUAUUGGCUUAAUGAAAAUAUGACGCUCGAUAAAUGCAAGGAUAUGUGUUUGCAAAAUUGUUCCUGCACGGCUUACUCAAUCUUAGGCGCAGAUGAUGGAAACAACGGAUGUUCCAUUUGGUUUCAUGAUCUUAAAGAUUUGAGAGUUUCAGAAGUUGGACAAGACUUGUAUGUUCGAGCAGACGUUUCAGAUAUCGAUGAUAAACAUGGGAAUGUGAAAAAAGUAAUUGUUGCAGUUUCAAUCAGUGCUUCAUUUGUCAUUGUGAUGGUAUUAUUAGCAUUCUACAUUUAUAGAACAAAGUAUAAAGUUAAUGAGGACAAGGUAAACUCAAUGUGGAUGGAAGACAACAGUGAAAGUGAACAUGACGAUUUCGAGCUUCCUUUCUUUGAUCUUGCUACAAUACUAGAUGCCACAAAUGAUUUCUCGAUUGACAACAAACUCGGUGAAGGUGGUUUUGGAUCGGUAUACAAGGGUAAGUUGGUAGAUGGCCAAGAAGUUGCAGUUAAAAGGCUUUCUUGGGGUUCCGGACAAGGAACGAAAGAAUUUAAGAAUGAAGUUAUAUUAUGUGCUAAACUUCAACAUCGAAAUCUUGUUAAAGUUAUUGGUUGUUGCAUUGAAAAAGAUGAGAAAAUGCUACUCUAUGAAUAUAUGUCAAACACAAGCCUUGAUUCAUUUAUUUUUGAUCCAAUUCAAAGUAAAUCGUUAGAUUGGUCUUUGCGAUUUAACAUCCUAUAUGGAAUUGCACGUGGUCUUCUUUAUCUACAUCAAGAUUCAAGAUUAAGAAUAAUACACAGAGAUUUGAAGGCAAGUAAUAUUCUAUUAGACAAAGAUAUGAAUCCAAAAAUUUCAGAUUUUGGCUUGGCUAAAAUGUUUGGAGGUGACCAAACUGAAGGAAAGACAAAUCGAAUAAUUGGCACAUACGGUUAUAUGGCACCUGAAUAUGCCAUUGACGGACUAUUCUCUAGUAAAUCUGAUGUUUUUAGUUUUGGGGUAUUAUUGCUGGAACUUAUAAGUGGGAUGAAAAAUAGAACGCGUACCUACCAUCAACAUGAUCACAAUCUUAUCGGACAUGCAUGGAGAUUGUGGAAAGAGGGAAUGAUACACACAUUGAUUGAUGAGAAUUUGAUGGAAACAUGCAAUGUAAAUGAAGCUUUACGGUGCAUUCAAAUAGGUCUUUUAUGUCUACAACAUCAUCCAGAUGAUCGACCAAACAUGACAUCUGUGGUUGUGAUGUUAAAAAGUAAUAAUGUUAUACCUCAACCACAAGAGCCAGGUUAUUUAUUAAAAACUGCACCAAUAGAAAGAGAACUUUUUUCUUCAGACGGAGAAACAUCAUCUUCAAUAAAUCAAGUAACUAUUUCAAUAUUAGAUGUUAGAUAAAGAAAUGUUAGUAACUAUUUGAUUUCAUGUGAAAUUACAUGACUUGUAAUUUUUGCUUAUCAAAAAAAAAAAAACAUGACUUGUAAUUUAGAUAUUCAUUUGCCAUUACUUCUUUUUUUUUGUGACUAAAUUCAUUAUUUAUUGUAGUUACUUAUAGUUAAAUGUAAAUAUAACGCUAUAUAAUUAACUGAGACACUUAACACCUCUCCUAAAUUGUCGUAAACCUUUAUGCGUAGACAAGAAAACCAAUAUUUUUUCCAGGUC
Trifolium pratense (red clover) is the source of this 2794-nucleotide messenger RNA. RefSeq names its product G-type lectin S-receptor-like serine/threonine-protein kinase At4g27290. Gene Ontology annotation, molecular function: ATP binding; protein serine/threonine kinase activity. Gene Ontology annotation, biological process: protein phosphorylation; recognition of pollen. Bases 35 to 2530 code for a protein of 831 amino acids. The transcript is spliced from 6 exons. The record is from RefSeq and is a predicted model, not a curated record. NCBI's taxonomy places the organism in Eukaryota, Viridiplantae, Streptophyta, Magnoliopsida, Fabales, Fabaceae.